This is a messenger RNA of Macrosteles quadrilineatus (aster leafhopper), 861 nucleotides long. Its product is annotated as membrane-associated guanylate kinase, WW and PDZ domain-containing protein 2-like. Gene Ontology annotation, biological process: signal transduction. Gene Ontology annotation, cellular component: cytoplasm. The transcript is spliced from 3 exons. NCBI's taxonomy places the organism in Eukaryota, Metazoa, Arthropoda, Insecta, Hemiptera, Cicadellidae. Bases 247 to 861 code for a protein of 204 amino acids. The record is from RefSeq and is a predicted model, not a curated record. Gene Ontology annotation, molecular function: protein binding.
AACAACAGCUAAGAAAACAAACUGAACUAUUUGUGUAGUAUUUUGACAUUUUGUGAAAUAAGAAUAGAUUAGUUUAUUUCUAUUUAGCACAAUGUUUUUAUUUUUGACUUCAUUUGUUCUCAAGGUUUUAUGAUAAUUUGGCUUCCUUUAAUAUCUGAAAGACUCACAGCCGGUAAAAUGUAACUCAACCCAGUGAGACAGUGUUACAGAAGAGGAAGUAUGUUUUGGUAGUAAAAUUAUGUCAUAAUGCUGAAAACUGGCCAGAAGAGGCCAACCACUCCAAAUACAUCCAAGCCUGAGACGGGAGGAACAAAUAUAACUAAUGAUCACUGGCAAAACAGUCUUCAAGUGGUUACAGUAGCCCCUAUUGAAGAUGGAACACUGAAUUUCUCCAUCGGUGGAGGAUCAGAUAGUGGGGAAUUUGCCCAUAUAAGUGAUAUAUCCCAAGGUAAAGUGAACUGUGUGAGUGGAGUGUUGAAUGAAAACGACGUCUUACUUGAUAUUCAAGGACAAAAAGUUGCUGGGUAUACCAGAAGAGAUACUGUUGCGUGGUUGAAUCACUGCUGUAGAAGUGGCAAUCCGAUAACAUUGAAAACCAUACCAGCAGGUUUGAUAACUAAGGAUUUACGCCUCUUCCUGAACACUCGCUUUCAGAAAGGCUCUGUUGACCAUGACCUUCAGAAUACGAUUCGAGAUAAUUUAUAUCUACGAACAGUGCCUGUCACUACCAGAGCCCCAAGAGACGGAGAGGUUAAUGGGGUAGAUUAUACUUUUCUUUCGCCUGAAGAGUUUCAACAACUGGAAGAGAGUGGUAGUCUCUUAGAAAGUGGAAUAUAUGAAGGUUUGUUUGAAAUAAAUUAG